AUGACCACUUCAACUUCCAGGGCCGCUACACCACCGAGUCCUGCCUACUCGGUAGCUGGGACCCUCAACGAUACAGGGGACUCUCACCACGGCGGUUCCCAGCAAAAGCCCGACCCUGAACGUGUGAGGAACCUCUCAAGGUCGUUCGAUAUCGAUAUGAUGCCCGAUAACGAUAACAGGACAUUGCCGGCUGCCAUCACUAACACGGACGCCACCUGUCCCGAUUCGGACAGGAGCCAAGACAAUGGGCACUGCUUGGACCUCACAUCUAGUUCAAGAUCAACAUCAACACCCAGUUCUGCCCCUCAAAUGGCCUCGACUGAGGAAUCCCCAGUCCUCUCUGGACGUAACUGUUUUGUCACCAUCGGCUCGAUCGCUUCUUUCCUGCCUCUUCUCGAGCAGGUCAUCACUGGCCCUUUCCUCACUCGCCUACAGGUCGCCGGGUUCAAGAAGUUGACGGUCCAAUGUGGUCCUAACCUUGCUUGGUUUGAGACUCAACUCGAGGCCUUGCGCUCAGGGGAGUUGCUGGCAGACUUGCAGGUGGAGUGCUUCUCCUAUGCUCCUGUUCUGAAGCCUUAUAUGCUGGAAUGCCGUGGCGAGCUAGGCAAGAGCUUGGCAGGGUGUGUCAUUGCGCACGCGGGUGCGGGAACCAUCCUCGAAGUCAGAAGAUAUGGGGCUCCCUUGAUUGUGGUGCCCAAUCCAACAUUGAUGGAUAAUCACCAACUGGAGCUUGCUGUGGAGGUGCAAAGGCAGGGCUGGGCGGUCCAUGGGAAGAUUCAGCCUGCGCCGUUCCCUGUCCCGGAGGCAGAACGCUUCAAGCUCUUCGAUUGGGUGGUACUGACGUGUUAUCCAGAGGAGUUUGAGCGCAAGAAACACUUGCUGCAACUGGAGUCGCUUGACAAGAGACAGGAAACCCGGGAGGAAGCUGAAACUGGGGCUGGCAGCCCAACUCUUGACGCCGCUGUCGAGCCAGCUGACGCCGCACGGAUGCAACUGGACUAG
Messenger RNA from Podospora anserina S mat+, 1002 nucleotides. RefSeq lists its product as uncharacterized. Gene Ontology annotation, molecular function: hexosyltransferase activity. Gene Ontology annotation, cellular component: extrinsic component of endoplasmic reticulum membrane; UDP-N-acetylglucosamine transferase complex. Lineage: Eukaryota; Fungi; Ascomycota; Sordariomycetes; Sordariales; Podosporaceae. The coding region runs from base 1 to 1002 and encodes 333 amino acids. Gene Ontology annotation, biological process: dolichol-linked oligosaccharide biosynthetic process. The record is from RefSeq and is a predicted model, not a curated record. The transcript is spliced from 3 exons.